Cladophialophora immunda is the source of this 697-nucleotide messenger RNA. RefSeq lists its product as uncharacterized. Bases 119 to 427 code for a protein of 102 amino acids. Lineage: Eukaryota; Fungi; Ascomycota; Eurotiomycetes; Chaetothyriales; Herpotrichiellaceae. The transcript has 3 exons. The record is from RefSeq and is a predicted model, not a curated record.
GGCGACUUCAAGACAUCUAUCUAUCUCCCUAUGUGGUAUAUGAAUCCAUCCUCCCAAGGAGCCCUCAACCCUAGCACCACUGCGCAGUAGACAACUACAACCAAGACCCGUUGCAGCCAUGCCUAUCUACCACAUCGUCCUGUUCAAACUCAAGCCCGGGGUAACGCCCGCCCAACUCUCAGCCUGGGGAGCCGCGGCCAAGGCCAUGGUUGGCCAGAUCCCAGGCCUGAGGAAGCUCGAAGUGAACACACCUCUGCCAUCCACGGCACACAGGGGCCAGGGGUUCAAUUGCGGGAUCGUGGCGAUCCUGGAUAAGGCAGAAGAUGUGAAGGUCUAUGCAGAGCACCCUGCCCACUUGGAGGUGCACAAGUUCAGGGAGGAGCUUUGUGACGAUACGUUGGCGUAUGACCUCGAGUUUGAGGAAUGAGUUUGGAGACGAGCCGAGUAGGGGUGGGUGGUCAUUGAACAAAGUGCCUUGAUGUAGAGUUGGUUUUACUACUACCGGGUAUGAGGCUAUGGCCUUCUAACCUCAGGCUACGUGGUAAUGGCCGUGCUUGAAAUAGAAUUCGUCGCAGGCGUACGCCACAGUGGCUGCUACGUUGUUUGCAUGUCAUUGGCGGUAGGGGUAGCAGUCAUUCUUCGCAGUCAGAUAUCUCGUGGUCCAAUGCCGGCCAGAUGUCCAAACCAACCGUUAUCU